AUGGCUACUGCUUCUGAUACACAACAUGUGGGGAAAAGAGACACCAGUGUCUGGGCCAACAUCAGGUUCAUCUGGUUCACUAUUCUUGUGGGGUUUUCUCUUCUCGAGUAUGGAUUCGACAAUGGCGAAAUCGGUGGCUUUCAAGCCAUGGUCGGUUUCCUUCAAGUGUUCGGCUACGAAGAUCCCAGAGUCCCAACGGGCUGGAACAUCAGGCCUGUGCCACAACAAAUCAUCAGUUCUUUCAUGCUUCUCGGCUCCUUCAUUGCGAGUUGCUGCACUGGGCUGAUAGGUACCUACCUCGGUCGCCGACAUUCCCUCAUGUCUGGAUGUGCACUCUUGAUUGUCGGGGUUACAAUCCAGAUCGUCACCACUUCCAUGGGAGCAUUGUACUUCGCUCGGUUGAUCACCGGACUUUCAAACGGAAUUUUGAUGAGUUUCACUUUUCUCUACGUCGUGGAAAUGGCGCCGCCCUACUUCAGAGGUCUCGGAUAUGCUUUCUGCUCCUGCUGGGUCACUUUGGGAACUGCCAUCGGCUAUGUUAUCACCAAUUCGACAGAGAAGAUCCACAACAGACAUGCGUAUCAAAUCCCUCUAUACACACUAUACGCGAUUCCAGCGAUCAUCUUCAGUUCUUUGCCAUUCCUCCCCGAAUCUCCGCGUUGGCUCCUUCUUCAUGGAAAGACCGAACAGGCUCUCAAAUCUCUGAGCUGGAUUCGAAAUGGCGCAUAUGACGACCUUGCCCUGAGACAAGAAUAUGAGGAAAUGAAACUAAACGCCAUGCACGAGAUUGAGACCCAGUCGUCGUUUCUUCUCUUCGACAUGCUCCGCAGCCGCAACAUUCGACGCAGCCUCAUUAGCGUUGGCAUCGGUCUCAUUAAUCCUGCCAUGGGCGGUAUGUUCGUCAUGGCUUUUGCGACUUACUUUUUCACCGUGGUUGGCGUUGAAAGUCCCUUCAGAUGGAUCAUCAUGUGUCAAUUCCUGGGUGUUUUAGGCCAGGUUACUUCCUACUUCUUCAUCGACCGCGUCGGCCGAAGAACAAUGUUACUCAUCGGAACCAGCAUCUGCGCGAUUUCGAUGCUACUUCUCGGUGUCGUUUCCACACCUUCGAGUGUACGAUACUCAGCGGCUUACGGGAAAGUUGUUAUCUUUUUGUUCUCCUUUUACCUCUGGGGGUUCAACUUCGGUGUCACCUCCAUGACCUAUCUUGUUGCUGGGGAAAUCCCUGCGCAGAACCUACGUGCCUAUACUUCUGGCAUCUCGACCGGGGCAGGAUUCGUCUUUGCCUGGCUUACCGCUUUUACGGCACCUUACUUCAUCAACCCUAGCGAGCUGAACUGGGGCGGGAAAUAUGGUUAUAUCUGGUUCGGGACCUGUGUCGUGGCAAUCAUCUUCGUGUUUCUCUUCGUGCCAGAGGUCCGCGGGAGAACACUUGAAGAGAUCGAAGAGAUGUUCGACAAGAAGAUCUCCGCGAGAGACUUCUCCACGUAUGUUUGUGACAACGUAAUCAUUGCCCGAGAACAGGCCGAGGAAGUUGUCUACGGCGAGAAGAAGCCAGAGCGUGUCGAGGUCGUCCAUGUUGAGGCUGCCGACAGUGCGUGA
This is a messenger RNA of Cladophialophora psammophila CBS 110553, 1599 nucleotides long. RefSeq lists its product as uncharacterized. Gene Ontology annotation, molecular function: carbohydrate:proton symporter activity. Gene Ontology annotation, cellular component: membrane. Lineage: Eukaryota; Fungi; Ascomycota; Eurotiomycetes; Chaetothyriales; Herpotrichiellaceae. The record is from RefSeq and is a predicted model, not a curated record. The transcript is spliced from 7 exons. Gene Ontology annotation, biological process: carbohydrate transport; transmembrane transport. Bases 1 to 1599 code for a protein of 532 amino acids.